AUGAGGAUCCACUAUCUCCUCUUCGCCUUCCUCCUGGUGCUGCUGCUGCCGCCUGCAACGUUCAGCCAAAGCAUCCGCAACCCCUUCACCUGCCUGUGGAACGGGGGCAUCUGCUGGAAGACGUGCCGGGGGAAGAUGCAGCAGAUCGGCUCGUGCGGCCUUCCCGGGGUCCGCUGCUGCCGGCGGAGGCGCUAA
Molecule: messenger RNA, 195 nt
Organism: Perognathus longimembris pacificus (Pacific pocket mouse)
Lineage: Eukaryota; Metazoa; Chordata; Mammalia; Rodentia; Heteromyidae
Product: beta-defensin 4-like
Exons: 2
Coding region: 1-195 (64 amino acids)
Biological process (GO): cell chemotaxis; defense response to bacterium
Cellular component (GO): extracellular region
Molecular function (GO): CCR6 chemokine receptor binding; chemoattractant activity
Source: RefSeq, a predicted model, not a curated record